UUUACGGUACAGAAUUAUUACAGCGCUCUGUGCCUUGUGGACGAACAGAUACCGGGGACUGGUAUACACGCGAUUUAGAUUUAAUAAUCCAGAUUUACCUAGAGAAAAAAAUUCCUUUAACUAGCUUGACGGGAUUGAAAUGUUACAGUUUAGGUUCCCAACAGUGCUAAAGGAGUUGUUUCAAUCCAACCUUAAGCGUCCUUUAUCAGGUAUUGCUAGAAUUAAAACGUCAUCUCCAACCUCCUACUGUUUUAGGACCGCUUGUCACGAUGUCAGAGCGUUAUCAAAACUGAAGACGUUCCAUGCCGGAGGAUAUCGACCUUUACUGUACCCCUCCACAGGGGUCAAAUACUAUUGCACCAAGACCGAGGACGGCGUGACGGCGACCGAACAGACGAAGAAAGAUGAAACCAGCAAAGAGGCAGCAACGGAGAAGAGAAGGAAAGCAGGCAUUCUGCCCAGUCUGGAGGACUUGCUGUUCUACACCAUCGCAGAGGGCCAGGAAAAAAUUCCUGCUCACAAGUUCAUCACAGCACUGAAGGCCACUGGACUGCGUACAGGUGACCCCAGGUUGAGGGAGUGUAUGGAGAUGCUAAAGAUCACCCUGAAGACCACCACAGAUGGAGUCAUGUUGGACCGACAUCUCUUCAAAAAGUGUGUCCAGAGCAACAUCGUGCUGCUGACCCAGGCUUUCCGCAAGAAGUUUGUUGUCCCCGACUUCCUUUCCUUUGCCUCGCACAUCGACGACCUGUACCACAGCGCCAAGAAGCUGUCCGGAGGGCAGGUUGCUGAUUACAUCCCCCAGCUUGCCAAAUUCAGCCCUGACUUGUGGGCAGUCUCUCUGUGUACAGUGGAUGGACAGAGACACACGGUUGGCGACACCAAAGUCCCGUUCUGCCUGCAGUCAUGCGUGAAGCCACUGAAGUACGCCAUCGCCGUGCACGACCACGGGACAGAGUACGUGCACCGCUUCAUCGGAAAAGAACCCAGCGGCCUGCGCUUCAACAAGCUGUUCCUGAACGACGACGAUAAACCCCACAAUCCCAUGGUGAAUGCUGGUGCCAUUGUGUGCACCUCUCUCAUUAAGCAAGGGGCAAGCAAUGCUGAGAAGUUUGAUUAUGUCAUGAACUUCCUGAAUAAGAUGGCUGGGAAUGAGUAUGUAGGCUUCAGCAAUGCCACAUUCCAGUCUGAGCGUGAGUCUGGAGAUCGGAAUUUCGCUAUAGGCUACUAUCUGAAGGAGAAGAAGUGUUUUCCUGAAGGGACGGACAUGACCUCCAUUUUGGAUUUCUAUUUCCAGCUGUGCUCCAUCGAAGUCACAUGUGAGAGUGCCAGCGUCAUGGCAGCCACCCUGGCCAAUGGGGGAUUCUGCCCAAUCACAGGGGAACGUGUUCUGAGCCCAGAGUCAGUGCGGAACACCCUGAGUCUCAUGCACUCAUGUGGCAUGUACGACUUCUCUGGACAGUUUGCUUUCCAUGUGGGCCUGCCGGCGAAGUCGGGUGUGGCCGGGGGCAUCCUGCUGGUGGUGCCCAACGUGAUGGGCAUCAUGUGCUGGUCGCCUCCCCUGGACAAGCUGGGAAACAGUGUGCGAGGCAUCCAGUUCUGCACGGAUCUGGUCUCCCUCUGUAACUUUCACAACUACGACAACCUGAGGCACUUUGCCAAGAAGCUGGACCCUCGCAGAGAGGGCGGAGACCAGCGGGUGAAGUCAGUCAUCAACCUCCUGUUUGCUGCCUACACCGGAGAUGUGUCUGCACUGAGGAGGUUUGCGCUCUCCUCCAUCGAUAUGGAACAGAGGGACUAUGACUCCAGGACUGCCCUCCAUGUUGCAGCUGCAGAAGGACAUGGUGAAGUGAUUCGUUUCCUGCUGGAGGCCUGCAAGGUCAACCCAGUUCCCAGGGACAGAUGGGGCAAUACUCCGAUGGACGAGGCCGUGCACUUUGGACACCACGACGUGGUGACCAUCCUGCAGGACUACCAUAACAAGUACAGCCCUGCAGAGAGCCCCAGCGACACAGAGACUGCGGAGAAAAACCUGGACAGCCUGCUGUAGAACUCCUCAUGGAGAACACCUUUUAGCAAUCCGUAAGACUGCGUUACACAGUUCCUGUCUUGUUCGAGUGAUGUUGACUUUGUACGAUAGUGUUGGUUUUUUUUUGCAGACCAAAAAAAAAAAAAAAAUCCAAAACUCCCACGUUUUACGGUUAUGUUCAGUUUGUUGACCUUGUUUUCCCUGGUGUCAUAAGCUUUGUUCUCUUGUGUGGUGUUGCAGUAUCUUCUCUUUGUUGCACUCCGUAGAAUAUGGAAAUUCUGCAACAAGUGCACGAUUUAUUUGUUUUAUUAUGAAUGUGUAUUGUGUUAAAUUAUUAUAAUAUAAAUCAUACAUACAAUGGGGACCUAAAGUCUGAGGAAGCUACCAAGAACUAUGGUUUUCAUUAUUUUUCAAGGAAUAAUGCAAGUAUGAUUCUCUAGUUGUAGUCUUGUUCAAGAAUACAUUAUUGAGAACAAGGUGAGCUUGUUACAGUGAUAUUCUCACCACAGCUCUGAACCUUACUGAACAUCUGUGUGAGCCUUAGAAUGAAGCGCAAAAUGAGAAGUAAAAAAUUAAUUAAAUUGGGAUAAAUUGAAAGAUGAGGUGUUGCGUAACCGGGUGGAAUCAGUGCCAAGCAGUGUAAAGAUGGUAAUGAAGGUGAAAGGUGGACACAAAGUACUAACCAUUUUUGACCUUCAGUAAAUAACUGCACGUUUUUAUGUAUAUUUAAAAAUAUAUUCUUGAAUAAGAAGUAUAAACAUGAACCAUAAUUGUAUAAUUUAAUCAAUAGGCUCUUGGUAUUGUCCUCAGACUUUUGGUCCCCACUGUGUAUAUAUAUGUACAGUAUGUGUGUGUGUAAAUAGAUAUAUCAAUAGCUGCUUAUAAAAAUGCUUGAAGGGUGUGCUUUAAAAAUAAAGUCUAAUAUUAAUAGUUCUGAUUGAUCAACAUAUAACAAUCAACCACAGUUGUAUCAGAGCUCCCAUACCUCAACCUAAACAUAAAUUGAACUAUACUUUUGAAAUCAGAUAUUUUCUUUAGCUGGCAUCUUUAACCCUUUCAUUCCCAAACCCAAUAUGAAGUAGCUCCACCCAAUGGAGUGGUUUUGGCUUCGGUUGAGAAAAUGUCGUAGGAUUUUAGUAGGGGCUCAGAAAAACAGUAUAGCAUCGGUUUUUUACUCUUUGAUUGGUUGAAAAGGUAAAGAGUGAAGGUGAAGAGUGCCAUAUGGCACUUUCGGGAUUUUAUGGCAGUUACGCUUAAGGGGCAUAUGGCAUUAUUGGGACUUCAGUUACUUGAAAUUGAAAUUACAGUAAAUCCUCAAAUUGUGUCCGGGAUUCUAUUUGAAGCCGGGCCUCGGAUAAUAGCCGGGGGCGUGGUCGAUUCGGACAAAUAAAGGCCGGCCCCCAAAUACAAGCCGGGGUAAUAUUGCCUACCAGUCGGGCUAUCAGUCCAUGAGCACUAGAAGACAUUGUUUCGAUUUAACUCAAUGAAAUAAAAGAGCUCUUCUUAAUAUUUUAUAUUGUUGGUUGGUUUAAUACUGUUGCCAGUGAAAAGUCGUUGUCCUACACCAUGGGUCUCCAACACGUUGCUCUCAAGCUACCAGUCGCUUGCCGCCCCCUUCUGAGUAGCUUGCCAAAGGCUGAAGCAGUAUACAUUUAAACACAAUUGUUGCCGCGAGGCAUUCCAGCGUACGAAUUUAAUAAAAAGUAAAUCAGGCUAAAUUAAAAAUUAACUCAAUUUAGGCUACUUGGCUGCGCAAUAAGGUUUCCAUGUAUUUACAGCACACUGCACAUUCAAUGAAUGAAUGAAAGCGGCUGUCUUGGCUCGCAAUAAACAGACGGGUGGAAAUCCCGACACUCUUUCAACUACAUAAAACUUAACAGUGAACCAUCAAAUACCCCCCAGAUUCCAGUGCCCAUCUGUCGCAACAUUUAGCAAUAGAAUCAAACAGUCCAAAAGUUAAUUAAAUCCCAAACCACAGCGAAAAUCUUUUGAUAGCCUACCGGUAUGCUGCUCCAAAUGAAACGCAUGUCUCACAAUAAAACGCACUUUAGGAAAAAAGAUCCUUAACGUGCUGUUAUCUACGCUAAUUUGUUAUUGUUCAUGAAGGCGUGUCUGGCAAGUUGUUAUUUUAUGGAUUCUGGACUUGCAUGUGAUUUAUUGUGUGUAUUUGCAAUAAACUAAGUCUGUUAAGACUGACACUAUGACUUAUCAAACGGUGUUCCUGAUUAGCCUACACUAAUUGAUUUCUGAACGGUUACAGGACGUGUUGAACAACCAGUGAACAAAAAGUGUAGCCUUUCACUUAUUUCUAAGAAUAAAAUUCUACAACAGAAGCCUAAUAAGAAAUAAAGGCCUGCCUCGAAUACAAGCCUGCCCCAAAUAAAGGCCUGUGCUUUGUGCAGCCUAAGUAAAUAAAAGACCCCGGACACAAUUUGAGGAUUUACGGUAUGUGACAUGUGAUGCUAGUCUUUGUGUCUUGUUACUUGUUACUCUCACGUUAGUCUUUAUUCUCCAGUUUUCUCCUCAUCAUCAUUUCAAAGGACUGCACAAUGUUACGUUGCUGCGAUGUGUGGGAAGUUCAUAAGAGCCGACUGGACAGCUGUUUACUCUAAUUGCUGCAACACGGAAACACGCACUUACAAAUUGCCGAAAGCUCGGUGGUAAAUAAGCCAGUGUUCCCUCCUUCUGCUUUUCAAUUAUUCCGGCAAGAAGAUUUAAAAAAAUCUUUUUGAUGAUUUACCUGUUCCAGGAACACAUUCAUGAAGGCUUGGACCAUACCCUCGGAAACCCAUAUCCCUUACAGAGCAGACCUAUUUAUUUCCCCAAAAUUAUAAACAAGCUGGGGUCCUUAAACACACGUAAAGGGUGAUGUUUAGAGUAGAGACAUCCAUUGUUGAAUGAUGGCUGGAGCACUUUUUUACAGGGAAAAGCACAUUGAUUGUUACUGUACAGAAGAUGUAAACUCACGCACAUACUUUACUUGGUGUAUGCCUGUGAAUUCUGCGCCUUCUCUUAGUGAAUGUUCUGUAUACGUGUGCGUGUGUAAGUGUGUCUCUAUCUAUGAAUGUAUGAAACCUGAGAAACAGUGGGGUAACAUCAAAAUGAAAUAAAAUGGAAGAGCCAUAGACACCAGUGACUGGCGCAAAGUUACAUUUGCUUUUCAGCUGCAGCAGCCAGGAGACCUGUGCUGGGACUCAGUUCAGAUCUGUACCCUGCACUGCAAGAAAAUGGCUGUCUUAACAAGCAUUUUAGACUUGUAAUAAGACUUAAGAUCUUUUUUUCUCAAGUAGAAAAUAUUAGCUUCUUUUAAGUACUGCCUGAUAAAGUUCACUAGCAAAUCUUGAAAUUAGUCAAAACAAAUAUUUGACAGAAAUAUUCUUAUUUAGCAAAAAUAGGAAAUAAGAUUUUAAGUCUCAAUAUAAGGCUAAAAUACUUGUAGAGAUUGACUUCUUUUUUUUUGCUGUAUGUGCAUGGAGGUUCAGAUCUGUACUCUGUACUGGGAGUAGGUUCAGAUCUGUACUCUGUACUGGGAGUAGGUUCAGAUCUGUACUCUGUGCUUGGAGUAGGUUCAGAUCUGUACUCUGUGCUGCGAGAUUUGUGCUCUGUGAUGGAAGGUGCAGAUCUCAGUGCUGAAUGUAUUCCUUUUAUGUUUUUUUUCUUUUCUCAGUUAUACUGAGAUGGUUACAAUUGUGCAUUGGUGCAGGUAACGGAAAUAUUUAUAUUUGUGAACAAUGUUAAAUAAAGCAAUGCUUUAAAGUCA
Conger conger (European conger) is the source of this 5789-nucleotide messenger RNA. RefSeq names its product glutaminase b (gene glsb). The transcript has 18 exons. NCBI's taxonomy places the organism in Eukaryota, Metazoa, Chordata, Actinopteri, Anguilliformes, Congridae. Gene Ontology annotation, molecular function: protein binding; glutaminase activity. The coding region runs from base 140 to 2050 and encodes 636 amino acids. Gene Ontology annotation, biological process: L-glutamine catabolic process. The record is from RefSeq and is a predicted model, not a curated record.